UUCGUGGUUAUUGGGUUAUGCCUGGUGAGUUAAGGUGGUCCAGGUCGGGUUGCGGAAGGAGCUCGCGGUAUGGAGGUCCUAAGCUCCCGGGGCGCGGUUCUGCAAGAGAAGCCUCCUGAAGUAGAGGAGAGUGUUGCUACUUAACAGCGUGUUCAGGUUUUGACAGGGAGCAUGUCAUCGGAGCUCCUCAUGCUGUCAUGGCAGAAAUGGAAUUCCCGGACCAAUUCCUUACAGUUCUAAGCAUGGACCAUGAAUUGGUGACUUUCAGGGAUGUGGUCAUCAGCUUCUCUCAAGAGGAAUGGGAAUAUCUGGAUUCAGCUCAGAGGGACUUAUAUUGGGAUGUGAUGAUGGAGAACUAUAGCAACUUGGUCUCACUGGAUUUGGAGUCCAAGUAUGACACAAAGUAUUUAUUUAAUGGAAAGGACAUUAUUGAAAAUAAUGGUUUUCAGUGGAAAGUAACAGAAGGUAAAUUCAUUGGUUUGGAGAGCUCCAUUUUCAGAAAUGACUGGCAAAGCAAAAGCAAGACUGAAGUACAAAGACCUGAAGUGGGAUAUUUCAGCCAAAUGAAAAUCAGCUCUGAAAAAGUGCCAAAUUAUAAACAUCAUAAAUCUCUUAUAUCACAUCAGAGAAUUCAUGAAAGCAAGAAACCCUAUGAAUAUAAGGAAUAUGAGAAGGUCCUUAGCUGUGACUUAAGUUUUGAUGAAUAUGAGAGAAUACAUACUGGUGAGAAAACAUAUCAGUGUAAUGCAUAUUGGAAAACCUUUGGAGAUGACCCACAUACCCUACAACUGAACAUUCAUACUGGUGUAAAACCUUGUAAAUAUAUGGAAUAUAGGAAUCCAUUUAGUUUUUAUGAAGACCUUAGUAUACACCAGAAAAUGCAUGAUGAUCAGAAGUGCUAUAAAUGUAAGGAAUUUAAAAGGACCAUUAGAAGAGUUGAAGAAAUAACUCCACUAAAAAUAAUUCAUGAUGGUGAGAAAGCCUAUGAAUGCACUUUCUGUGGGAAAUCCUUUAGAGUGCAUGCACAACUUGCUCGACACCAGAAAAUCCAUACUGAUGAGAAACCUUACAAAUGUAUGGAAUGUGGCAAGGACUUUAGAUUCCAUUCACAGCUAACUGAACAUCAGAGAAUUCAUACUGGUGAGAAACCGUACAAAUGUAUACAAUGUGAGAAGGUCUUUAGAAUUAGUUCACAGCUUAUUGAACAUCAGCGAAUUCAUACAGGUGAGAAACCUUAUGCAUGUAAAGAAUGUGGAAAAACCUUUGGGGUAUGUAGAGAACUGGCUCGACAUCAGAGAAUUCAUACUGGAAAGAAACCCUAUGAAUGCAAGGCAUGUGGAAAAGUCUUUAGAAACAGUUCAUCCCUGACUAGACAUCAGAGAAUUCAUACUGGUGAGAAACCCUAUAAAUGUAAGGAAUGUGGGAAAGCUUUUGGAGUAGGUAGUGAACUUACUCGACAUCAGAGAAUUCACAGUGGUCAGAAACCUUAUGAAUGUAAAGAGUGUGGAAAGUUCUUUAGACUUACGUCAGCACUUAUUCAACAUCAGAGGAUUCACAGUGGUGAGAAACCUUAUGAAUGUAAGGUAUGUGAGAAGGCUUUUAGACAUAGUUCAGCCCUUACUGAACAUCAGAGAAUUCACACUGGAGAGAAACCUUAUGAAUGCAAAGCAUGUGGGAAAGCCUUUAGACAUAGUUCAUCCUUUACAAAACAUCAGAGAAUUCAUACUGGUAAGAAGCCCUAUGAAUGUGAGGAAUGCGGGAAUGCCUUUAGCAUGCAUGCAAAUCUCCUUCAGCAUGAUCAAAUUCAUACUAGAGAGAAACCUCAUGAAUGUAAUGAAUGUGGAAAAACCUUCAGCCUGAAGGAAAACCUCAUAGAGCAUAAGAAAAUGCAUACUGGAGAAAAAUCACAUGAAUGUACUGAAUGUGGUAAAGUAUUCUCUCGAGUCUCAUCCCUUACUCUACAUUUGAGAAGUCAUAGAGGAAAGAAACCAUAUAAAUGUAAUAAAUGUGGAAAAGCCUUCAGUCAGAAGAGAAACUUCCUUUCUCAUCAGAAACAUCAUACGGGAGAGAAACUCUAUGAGUGUGGGAAAGCUUCUAUUCAGAUGUCAAGCCUCAUUAAACACCAGAGAAAUCAUACUGGAAACAAACCCUAUGCAUGUAAGGAAUGUGGAAAAGCCUUCAAUGGCAAAUCAUAUCUCACUGAGCAUGAGAAAAUCCAUACAGGAGAGAAACCAUUCGAAUGUAAUCAAUGUGGAAGAGCCUUCAGCCAGAAGCAGUACCUCAUUAAACAUCAGAAUAUCCACAGUGGAAAGAAACCCUUUAAAUGUAAUGAAUGUGGAAAAGCCUUUAGCCAGAAAGAAAACCUGAUUAUCCAUCAAAGAAUACAUACUGGAGAGAAACCUUAUGAAUGCAAGGGGUGUGGGAAAGCUUUCAUUCAGAAGUCAAGCCUUAUUAGACACCAGAGAAGUCAUACAGGAGAGAAACCCUAUAUAUGUAAAGAAUGUGGGAAAGCCUUCAGUGGCAAAUCAAAUCUCACUGAGCAUGAGAAAAUUCAUAUUGGAGAGAAACCCUAUAAAUGUAAUGAAUGUGGAACAAUCUUCAGGCAGAAGCAAUACCUCAUUAAACAUCACAAUAUUCAUACAGGAGAGAAACCCUAUGAAUGUAAUAAAUGUGGAAAAGCCUUCUCUCGAAUCACAUCACUUAUUGUACAUGUGAGAAUUCAUACGGGGGAUAAACCUUAUGAAUGUAAAAUAUGUGGGAAAGCCUUCUGUCAAAGCUCAUCUCUUACUGUUCAUAUGAGAAGCCAUACAGGUGAAAAGCCCUAUGGUUGUAAUGAAUGUGGAAAAGCCUUCUCUCAGUUCUCAACUCUUGCUCUGCAUAUGAGAAUCCAUACUGGAGAAAAACCUUAUCAGUGUAGUGAAUGUGGGAAAGCUUUUAGCCAGAAGUCACAUCAUAUUAGACACCAGAGAAUUCAUACUCACUAAAGCUCGAUAAACGCCUUGAAUUUAGGAAAAGCUUCAGCAAAACUCAGACUUAAUGGUAUACCAGAAAUUCAUUUUAUAAUAAAGUGGCUUGAAUGUGGAAAAUACUUCAACAAAUCAAAACUUAAAUACUAACAAUUUUAAUAAGUAUCAUAGUUUAAAAACCUAUGCUCCCAAAACUCCCACAGCAAACAUUGUUAAUGAUGUACUUUUAGGAGCAAUCUCAUUGAAGUAAGUAUGGAUCCAGUCAUGGACACUAAGCAGCAUGGUUCUGGAAGGCUUACCUGAUGCAUUAAGACAAAGAUAUGAGAGGUAUAAAGAUUUUAAAUUAAGAGACAAAAUUGUCAUUUUUAAAAUUUUUUGCUACAGAUGUAAUCAAAAGUAUUUGUUCUUGAUGCAUUCAUAGAAAUCAAAGAUUGGGACAGAAUAUUGUAUUCAGAAACAUGCAUGCCUUUAUGGGGAAUUGGUAAUUGAUAGAGAUGAUAACAAAAGUUGGUAGGGGAAUUAUGGAUGAUUCAAAAAAUGGUCUCAGGGUAACUGAUUCUUCAUGUGGAAAAAAUAUUGGAUCUCUGCCAUAGUAAUACAUUAAAGAAUUUAUUAUGAAAUCCAAAAGUAUUGUAAAGACCAGAAUGCAAAAAGCAAAACUUGGUAACAUAAGAAUUUUAUAGGAGAAUGUUUUUAAAACCUCCAGUAGGAAAGAAUUUCUAAAAUAGAUUCCAGAACACACAUUCUUGAGUGUAUAUGCAUAUACCCAAGAAACUGAUACAUGUACUUAAGUUAGGGAGUCAUGUAUCUUUAUGUUCAUUGCAGCAUGAAUUACAUUAGCAAAAAAUUGGAAACGUGUGUUGCUUGUGAAAUGGAUAAAUACAAUGUGAUAUAGGCACACAGUAGAAUAUUCUCUAGUAGUUAAGUAUAACAGAUUAUAUAUAUAAAUAGAAAGACCUGAAAAAUCAUGUGGCGUGAAAAAAAUGAAGAGAUCAAUAUGUUAUAAUCGUUAGCUCUGUGAAUUUGAAUGAAAUCAACACUAUUAUUAAGCAUUAGUUAUGGAAGAACGUUUUUAUGGAAAACUGAAGAAACGAUUGGAAGGAUACACACUCAUUUCCCAAAAGUGAUUGCUUCUAGAAAGAAAGGUAGCAGAAAAGAAAUGGGACCAAGCAUGGUUGUUAAAGGAUAUUUCAGUUUUGUAUCUAAAUACCAUCAUUAAAAAGAAAUAAAGAUUCCAACUAAAUAUAACAAAAUGUUAGUUAACUCUGGGUUGUGGUAAUAUAUGUGUUCUAUUGUUUGUGCUAUCCCUGAAAAUUAAAAAAGAUAAAGAUAGGAGUAGGAAAGUUGUACAUGCAGUACAUGUAAUAAUGGACUCACAAUCCCAGGCAGAUGCUACUAUUUUAUAGAAAAUAUUUCUAAAAUCAUACCUUUAUUAGAAGUUAUUUUUUUUAAUUGGAUGGUAGCUUAAAUUAUUUAAAUGUACUCUUGCAUGUCACAUCACUAAUAUGUGUGGUCUCAGAAAUUAAAGCAUGAUUCUGCAAUAGGUUAAGUGGGUUACAUACAUUUAAGAAUCAUAUGAUUUAAUAAUACUGGCACAGACUUGAUACUACUAAGAACCAGUUUUUACUGAAACAUCAGAAAUUUUAAGAGUCCACAUAACUAGUAUUAGCAUUAAUAAUUUGAGAUUUUUAAAAUGAAGAAACCAAAUUACUCUUAAAUUUUUAAAUAUGCCACUGAAUAAAACUUCAACUCUUGCAUUUUACCUUCAAUUUUAACCUCAGACAUUUUUAUUCUCUAUUCUGCCAGAUAUAAUUGAUAGAUCCCCUGUUUGUUUGUUUCUUUGGUGAAAAUGGUGCUAAAAGAGAUCUGAGACCUAAACAGUAUUGUUUUAUGUGAAGCAAAUCUUUUUGCCAAUUUUUGUUUACUUGAUCCCUUUCCACAACAACUUGACACAUAAAGAGUUGUUAGUGCUCUUUUUGAAGUGAUAAAAAUGAGUAUGCAAUAUUUAAACCUUAGGCAUAUGUCAAAUAUAUCAAUUUCUUUUAAAUACAAAAUAAUGAAAUGCUAAUUAAACCAUAGUACUACACCACUUAUUAGCAGUUUUGAAGAUUGGUUUUAAGAUUAUAAAUUCCAGGGGUUGUUUAUGUGUUUUCAUGAAUCUAAAUUAUCCUCUAUUUUCUUCCAUUCUUCAUUAAACAGUCCCCUUGUAUUUCUUAAGUGUUUUGCCCUUCCAUUUGUACAGCUUUGAAGUCACCAGAGCAAUUUAGAACUCUUAAUUCAGACCAAACUAGGAAGAUUACCUUUUGGUGCCUGCAGUGGGUUGGUGCCAAGGUGCAACAAUGAUUACGAUAGUCAGAGUAAGAUGAGUAACACCUGGGAUACUGUAUACUGUAAAUUUACUCUGAUAUUCCCUACUGAUUCAACUUGUUGCUAGUUAUUUGCCACCACAAACAACCCUACAGUAAACAUUUUUUUUUAACAUUCUUAAAAUCAGACCUUAAAUUUCAGAUAUUUUUAUUUCUGAGGCAAAAGAUUGUUAGAUUAAAGGACAUAUACUAUUUUUUAAUUUUAAUAGAUAAUAUCGGUCAUUUUCAGAAACACAUCUUUCCUCUAACCCUGCAAUAGAUGGUAAUAUACUACUUAAAUUUAUGUUUGUCUGAUGAGCAUACACCUCAACUGCUCCUAGAUUUGCUGCUUUGUAAACUUUUGCAUUGUUGGCUCAUUUUCCUAUAGGAUUAUUUAUCUGUCAAUUUUGAAGACCUCUUUAUAUGUUAGACGUUAGGAAUUUGCCUAAUUUUUGUCAUAAAAAUAUUUUUCCAUAAAAAUAUCUUAAAUUUCUGUGUAAUCGAUAUGUAUUUUUUCUAAGCUUAUGGAUUGGUUAAAAAGAUACUUUAAUCUCUAGAUUGUAUAUGUAAUUUUUCUUAGGUUUUCUUGCAAGUUGUUUAUUGUUUACUUUUUUCAAUAUGUAAAUAUUUAAUAUAUCUAGAAUUUAUUUUUUAACGUCCUAUAAAAUGAAGAUUCAUUGUUAUUUUCUUCCAGAUGGGUUUCCAGUUAUAAGCACAACUUGUUAAAAUAACCCAUCUACUCAGCAGUCAGUCACAUAGUUCUGACACCAAUCUGCAGUGUCCACCAACAGCAAUCACAGAUUUGAACUGGCAAUCAAAAAAACAGAAUAGGCUUUAACCCAACAUUAGGUUUAUUAUUAGCUUUGUCCUGAUCACAACAACAACAACAAAACCACCUUUACAAUACUGCAACUACCCAAGCAAAGAUAGUUUCGAGGACCUAUGUACUGCUGAAGGGAGAAAAGGUCAGAAUGGGUGCAGUUCACCUAAGCCCUGGGAAACAACGUUCUCACCCAGGAUAUCUUACUAUAACCCACCACUGCAUCUGCAUGGUGUACCCCCAUCACAUGGGGCACACCCAGUUGUAAGACUGAAACCCACUUAAGCACAGGGAAGCUGCUACCUUGUUUUCCCAAGACUUAUGAUACCUUAGUCAUAUAGGCUAGCCAUGUCUUCAUGCCAAUUCACAGCUCUUCCCUCAUCUAGGUACAGGAUACAAAUGAAUCUACAGUAGUAUUUUCUUCAAGGAAACUGGUAUGAAGGCAAAUCUAAGGUUCUCUUUCUACACAUGGGUCAGUAGGAAAGGCCUGUUGUUUUUACCAGUACCAUCCUUUUCCUAUUUAACUGACUCAGUUAUGUGAUCCUUUAACCAUAUGAUCUUUUCUUCACUCAACUGAAACUGCCUGUAGUUUCACUUGUACCAGAACCUAUUCUGUAUUUUCAUUUCACUAAUUUAUUUUUCUACUUCUAUACUAAUACCAUAUUAACUGAUAAACUGAUUUAACACUAGCCUUACUGCAUUUUGAUACUGCAUAUUAGACCAAGUCCUCGCUGUUUUUCAUAGUUUUAUUGGCUAUUCUAGUUUUCUUUCUAUAUAAAUGAAGAUGGUGUUCUCAAAAUACAAAAACUCUUUGAUAGUUGGAAUUACAUUAAAUUUAUAUAUUUAUUUUGAGAGAAAUGACAUUUUUUAUUUUAAGUCUUCCUGACCCAAAUUGUAGUGUGCCUUUGCAUUUCUUCAAACUAUGAUCAUGUCCUUCAGCAUGAGGGUUCUGAACAAAGUAAUCUGAAUGCCAUCCCUGCUUAAUAUUAUAUUAUAGAAAAAGUUUGUUAGUUGGGUGAAUAAGAAAAAUCCCUAUUAUGGACUAAAUGUUUGUAGCCCCCCAGAAUUCAUAUGUUGAAGCCCUGAUUUCUAUUGUGAUGGUGUUUGGAGAUGGGGCUCUAAGUAAUUGGGUUUGGAUUAGGUCAUGAAGGUGGGACACUCAUGAUGGGAACAGUACCUUUAUAAGAAGUGGGAGAGAGAUUAUAAGAACAUAAAGAGAUUUCUUUCCAUUUGUAUACACAAGUCCUGUGAGUGCAGGACUUCUUUCUGUAGACAGAAAGAAGCUGUCUACAUACUAGGAAUUGGACCUUCACAGGAUUUGCCAGCACUUUGAUCUUGGGAUUUCCCAGCUUCGAUAACUGUAAGAAAUAAAUGUCUGUUUAAACCA
This is a messenger RNA of Neofelis nebulosa (Clouded leopard), 7518 nucleotides long. It is a transcript of the gene ZNF260, whose product is annotated as zinc finger protein 260. The record is from RefSeq and is a predicted model, not a curated record. Gene Ontology annotation, molecular function: DNA-binding transcription factor activity, RNA polymerase II-specific; RNA polymerase II cis-regulatory region sequence-specific DNA binding. Gene Ontology annotation, cellular component: nucleus. Bases 198 to 2984 code for a protein of 928 amino acids. Gene Ontology annotation, biological process: regulation of immune system process; regulation of cytokine production; negative regulation of transcription by RNA polymerase II. The transcript is spliced from 7 exons. Lineage: Eukaryota; Metazoa; Chordata; Mammalia; Carnivora; Felidae.